AAUUCUUACGCGUAAUUUAGGCGACGGGUACACAGGAUUCGCGUGUAAAACAUUUAUUAAUAUAUAUUUUAUCUUUAAAUUUGCAGAAUCGCUAAAGAACACAUAUAGCUAUAUUGCUAGACCACUUUUAGGAAGAUAAUAUCAUUAAAAUAACCAAAAUCACGUAGAAACGGUCGAAUUUUGAUAAAAACAACCGCAAAAUUUCAUACAGCGCGAUCGUAAAUAUCUUUUACAUGUAAUAUGUAAAGUAACUAAUACCGAUAUAAUCAUUAAAUUCAGACUUUGGACUAUAAAGUGCAAAAAACAGAACUGAAAAACAUUAAAAAAUGACAAAAUGACAGCAUUUUAAAAAUAUAGUAAAACGGUAUCGGUGAAGCACAUUGAAUGUUUACGAGAAUAUAAAAUAAGCAUAUUUAUCGAUAUGACACAUUUAUGCAGUAGGCGUGGCGUGUAAUCUAUAAAUAACCUGUGUACUGUCAACAAUCGGACGUAUAUAGAGGCUAUGUUUUAAACGUAUUUUUAAAGUUUUAAUGUUUUUAAAGUUUUGAUAUUAAUAAAAUAAAGCUUAAGAGUAUAGAUGUAGUUCAUGGUCAGUGGCAGUUUUUCUCAGGCGCUUCAGGAGUGUUAGUAAGUAAUGGUCAAGGGGAAAACAUUGGUGCUUAUUCUUGCAGCAUUGCUAGUGAUUGCACUUGCAUUCAUGUUUCAUGUCAUACGCAUGUUCAACAUUUCAAGACCAGUGACACCAGAACUAAUUACUAGUUACACACCAAAGGACUAUACCACCGGUGAUCCAAGUAAUCCAAGGUUUUACAACCUUCUUCUGGAAGAGGAAGCGCUCAAGUUUGAACGAUGCAAAGAUAUAAAAAAAGCAGCUUCUGUACAACGAUCAAUAAUAUCACUGACAAAUCAUGUUAAUAGGACAUACAACAUUGGUGAAACAAUUCAAGCAACUGUAACGCUUCAUGAUGGUUACAAUAAACGUAAAUAUUCAGGAGGCGAUCAUCUGAGAGCGAGAAUACAAAACAAAGUACUAAAGGCAUCAGCUCCUUGUAUAGUAACUGACAACAAAGAUGGAAUACAAACGGUUGCGUGUGAGGCAUUGUGGACAGGGACUUCAACAAUCAUCGUAACUCUAGCACAUACAGUAGAGACAAUUGCUACCAAUUAUCGUCUUAAAACACAAGUUUUAGCAACUCAUGUUCUCGAGGGAUUGUUCAAAAGUAGAAACUACAGCGAAAUCACUACCUGUCAUCCAGACAAUAUACAUCUUCUGAAGCACACAAAUUACAGCGAACUUUGUAAUAUGACAUACAUGAACUCAGGAAUGCCAUUUUAUUGCGGGAAACCUAAAAGCGAGCAUUUGCUGUGCGAAGACUGGCAGUUCGUUAGACAAGCGGAAAUGUUCCCGGAUUUUCAAACUACACAAUGUGAGCAAACGUUAUUGAACAGAGGAAAACGUACUUUUAGGCAGACCUUAAGUGUUAAAGUAGAAAAUAAAAUUGGAGAUAACCACGUAAUAGACAAACCAAGUGUACCUUGCUCAUCAUACAAUAGUUCCCUUUUGUGGCGGUCCAGAGGACAAACUGGCUUUUUCUUUAAUGGAAAAUGGAAUCUUCGUAAUUGUUUUGGUUUCCAGGGCAAUGAUUAUAAGAAAUGUCUGGAAAAUAGGCAUUUAUAUUUGUUUGGCGAUUCUACUACCAGGGCCUGGUAUAAAGAAAUUCUCAACCGAUUCAAAUGUCAACGUAUCACAGAAAAGUGGUGGAUGUGGAGGUGGCAUAAAGAGUCGGAAUGUUUCAACAAACAAAUAAAUUUCAAAGCAGGAUGGUAUCCGCACGCUCAUCCAUAUUUUGUUACAAAUAAAUGGGACGAUGUGCGCUAUAAUUUAUAUUCAAUCUCUCGCCGUAUAGACAAUAUACCACAAACUGAACGUACUAUUGUAGUUAUACAUAUGUUCCUGCAUAUGUUACCAUUUCAUCAUAGCGUUUUUCGACAAAAAAUGAAAAUCAUUCGUAAAAGCGUUGAAACGUUUUUAGAAAAAAAUAAAUAUUCCAUAGUUAUGAUAAAAGGACCACAUACAUUUGAAGUCAAUCAGACUACAAGAUUCAGACACAGUGAUUAUUUUGGGUAUCUUUAUAGUAAGAUUAUUUCUGAAGUAUUCGAGGGGUUACAAGACAGAAUCAUUUUAUUAAAUAAUAUGGACAUAACUUUAGCUCAUGCAAACGACAAUAUCCAUCCACCAAAAAAUGUUGUAAAUGCUAUGAUAGACCAAAUGCUAAGUUAUGCUUGUGAUCAAUGAAUGAUAUACAUUUUGACUAAAAUUAAUAUUCUGUAUCUAACCCUUACCUUGCUUACCUUACACUUGGGAAGGUCUAAAUUCUAAUUGUAAUAAUUUGUAGUCCAAUCCAUUUGCUACUGUUACCCAUUAUGUAUAUGUGCUGCAUGUAUUAUCAUGUGUUCAGAGGCAAUAAAGUAUUAUUAAAUCAA
This is a messenger RNA of Mercenaria mercenaria, 2484 nucleotides long. RefSeq names its product NXPE family member 2-like. The record is from RefSeq and is a predicted model, not a curated record. The coding region runs from base 635 to 2296 and encodes 553 amino acids. Lineage: Eukaryota; Metazoa; Mollusca; Bivalvia; Venerida; Veneridae. The transcript is spliced from 7 exons.